This is a messenger RNA of Scomber scombrus (Atlantic mackerel), 3381 nucleotides long. Its product is annotated as plexin domain-containing protein 1-like. Bases 107 to 2677 code for a protein of 856 amino acids. NCBI's taxonomy places the organism in Eukaryota, Metazoa, Chordata, Actinopteri, Scombriformes, Scombridae. The record is from RefSeq and is a predicted model, not a curated record. The transcript has 23 exons.
GCAGGGGAGUGGAGGAGUGAGAGGAGCCCCGUUCUUCCACUAAAGCAAGAGGGGAAGAAGAGGAGUGAUAAAGAGUUGGGGACGGAGGGAGAAGAGUCAGCUGGACAUGGGGCUUUGUGCUGUUCUCCUCAUCUGUCUCUCCCAGGCUGAACUGGGGAGAGUCUGGGCUCAAGAGCAUGAAGAUGCACUGAGCGGGACUCCUCUGCGGACAGAUGGGGAUCCGUCCGGUUUGCACAGAACCAGGAGGGACCAGCAGACUCUGCACAAACACAGAGGAGCCAGAGACACACGGGCUGAGGGAGCAGGAGGAGGAGGAGUUGAUAACAGCACCCUGCCUGAUAACAUGACCCGAAUAGUGGAGGACUCCCAGAGGUACUACAGAUGGCAGAGUUUUGGUCCAGAAGACGGAGGGACUGAACACUUGUGGGUAGAUCUGAACGCCCUGCACAAGAGCCAAGUCCGAAUCCACAGCAAACUGUCCAAUACCCACCGACAGGCAGCAAGGGUGGUGCUUUCUUUUGAUUUCCCUUUUUAUGGACACUACUUGAGAGAAAUUAUUGUAACAACUGGUGGGUUCAUCUUCAUGGGAGACGUUACUCAUCUACUGCUGACUGCCAAGCAGUACAUUGCUCCCCUCAUGGCCAACUUUGACCCCAGUUUUUCACAAAACUCAACAGUGAGGUACUCGGACAAUGGUAAUCUGUUUGUGGUACAGUGGGACAAAGUGCGGCUAAAGGACCGAGAGGAUGAAGGAGCUUUUACUUUCCAGACAGCCCUCCACAGGAAUGGAACCAUUGUUUUCAACUACAGGGAUAUUCCUGUACCAGUGGUGAAAAUUAAUUCCACCGAGCAUCCAGUGAAAGUGGGUCUGUCCGAUGCUUUCAUGGCAUACCUCACUUCUGUGCAGGUCUCAGAUCCAAAGCGGCGUAGGCCUACUAUCUACGAGUAUCAUCAUGUUGAGAUUGACACCACAAAGAUCGUUAGCAGAUCUUCUUUUGAGUUCACGCCUCUGCCCACUUGUCUUCAACACACAACCUGCGAUCUCUGCCUGACGUCUAACUUGACAACCGGCUGUGGUUGGUGCAACACGCUUCAACGAUGUUCCGAUGGGAUCGACCGACAUAGACAAGAAUGGCUUGACUACAACUGUCCCGAAGAGGCAAAAGGCACAUGUGAGGACUACAAUCCAGUAUUACCUGAGGGAUCUAUGAGCUCCUUCAACCACUCUUCACCAGGUCCAACACCUUCUUCAGCAGUGCUCGAGGAACAGCUUGUCACAAGGGAUGCACUGAGCGGGACUCCUCUGCGGACAGAUGGGGAUCCGUCCGGUUUGCACAGAACCAGGAGGGACCAGCAGACUCUGCACAAACACAGAGGAGCCCGAGACACACAGACUGAGGGAGCAGGAGGAGGAGGAGGAGUAGUCGAUAUCAGCACCCUGCCUGAUAACAUGACCCGAAUAGUGAAGGACUCCCAGAGAUACUACAGAUGGCAGAGUUUUGGUCCAAAAGACGGAAGGACUGAAGACUUGUGGGUAGAUCUGAACGCCCAGCACAAGAGCCAAGUCCGAAUCCACGGCAUACUGUCCAAUACCCACCGACAGGCAGCAAGGGUGGCACUUUCUUUUGAUUUCCCUUUUUAUGGACACUACUUGAGACAAAUUAUUGUAGCAACUGGUGGGUUCAUCUUCAUGGGAGACGUUACUCAUCGAAUGCUGACUGCCACGCAGUACAUUGCUCCCCUCAUGGCCAACUUUGACCCCAGUUUUUCAAAAAACUCAACAGUGAGGUACUCGGACAAUGGUAAUCUGUUUGUGGUACAGUGGGACAAAGUGCGGCUAAAGGACCGAGAGGAUGAAGGAGCUUUUACUUUCCAGACAGCCCUUCACAGGAAUGGAACCAUUGUUUUCAACUACAGGGAUAUUCCUGUACCAGUGGUGAAAAUUAAUUCCACCGAGCAUCCAGUGAAAGUGGGUCUGUCCGAUGCUUUCAUGGCAUACCUCACUUCUGUGCAGGUCUCAGAUCCAAAGCGGCGUAGGCCUACUAUCUACGAGUAUCAUCGUGUUGAGAUUGACACCACAAAGAUCGUGAGCAGAUCUGCUUUUGAGUUCACGCCUCUGCCCACUUGUCUUCAACACACAACCUGCGAUCUCUGCCUGACGUCUAACUUGACAACCGGCUGUGGUUGGUGCAACACGCUUCAACGAUGUUCCGAUGGGAUCGACCGACAUAGACAAGAAUGGCUUGACUACAACUGUCCCGAAGAGGCAAAAGGCACAUGUGAGGACUACAAUCCAGUAUUACCUGAGGGAUCUAUGAGCUCCUUCAACCAAUCUUCACCAGGUCCAACACCUUCUUCAGCAGUGCUCGAGGAACAGCUUGUCACGAGGGAUUUACAGACAGGUCCUCCGCACCACAAGGGGAUAACAGAGAACACGGCCAUCAUCACAGGAGUCGUGGCCGCCCUCAUUCUGCUUGUAGCUCUGACCUUACUGGCUGUUUACUACAUCAACACACACCCGACAGUGGCUCCACCGUUCUACCUCAUGCAGCGACGCACCAAUAACUACUGGCCCUCUAUGAAGUUCCGCAACCAGGGCUGCCACUCCAGUUACGCUGAGGUCGAGCUCGGAGGUCACGAAAAGGAAGGAUUUAUUGAAGCUGAGCAGUGCUGCUAAAGGGGGGCCUGGGUGUGCAGGACACAGUCAGAGAAAGAAAGGGCACCAUCUUGAGGACUGUAGCAGUACUACAACGGGGGGGGGGGGGGGGGGGGGGGUGAAUAUGGACGAUCAGGCCGACCAUCAUCACAGGAUGUCUCUACUCCAACCUCGGCGGCUGGACAGUGUUUGCUGUACCUGCUCUUGUAGCUCUUGCCAGCUUUUUCUCUGUGUCUCUUGCUCUCUUUGCCAUCACACAGGAGAUUUUACAAUAUCAUCUAAAGGGGUUGGAGGGUCUGAAAGGAAGCCGACUGUACAGAGAAUGAUGAGAGUAAAAAAGUGUAACUGUACAAAAACCUAUCAAUGCAAGGGGGAGUCAGGGAAUGAAUCGAACUAGCCUUCAUACUGCAAACCAAUGUACAGCUCAACUUAACUAUGUUUUUUUUUUGGUUUUGUUUUUAUCCUGUCUAUGGAGUUUUUUUGUUUUUUGUUUCACGAAACGUUCAUGUGAGCAAUGACUGGUUCAUAAAAUGUCAUAUCUAUGUGGACUUCACUACAACAGAUAUCUAGCUAUAUAACUGAUAGUGAUUAUAAUGAUCAUCCUGAAUUCCUCUGGAGAAAUACUGUUUGGAUGAGUUUUAGAGACAUCAAGUUAUGAGAGUUUUCUUUGAACUUUUUUCUGUUUCAAUGUCUUCUAAUAAAAGCUGGUGGUGAGUGUUGAUAUA